This is a messenger RNA of Oreochromis niloticus (Nile tilapia), 4012 nucleotides long. Its product is annotated as interleukin-31 receptor subunit alpha. The record is from RefSeq and is a predicted model, not a curated record. Gene Ontology annotation, biological process: cytokine-mediated signaling pathway. Gene Ontology annotation, cellular component: signaling receptor complex; external side of plasma membrane. The transcript is spliced from 15 exons. Gene Ontology annotation, molecular function: cytokine receptor activity; cytokine binding. Lineage: Eukaryota; Metazoa; Chordata; Actinopteri; Cichliformes; Cichlidae. The coding region runs from base 529 to 2931 and encodes 800 amino acids.
CUUCAAGACUUCUGAUUUUGAAUUUUUAUUUUAAAAAACAUAUUUUCCAGUUCUAGCGGAUUGAUUUGUAAUUUUUCAGAUGACUUUUGCACCCAGUUCUUUGAAAGCAUGAAUAGAAUUUGAAUUUACAGCACACAAAAUCAUCCCUGCUCUUCUUUUGAGUCACAGUCACUUCUCUUGCUUUCUGAUGCCUCCUGCACUUCAGAGCAAAGCUGCUGUUUGAGCAGAUACAACGUCUUCGACUCAACAGUUCUAUUUGUGGAAAGAAGAAGUAGAAACAAGGCUGUUUCUGCAUACUUCAGGGGACCUACCGUUUCUUGUCAGUCUACGAGUCCUAUGAACUGUGUCACACACUGUGACCCCGCCCCUCCAUGCUCAGUGUCAAAACUCCCCCAAAAUAUUUCCUUCUCACACACGCUCAAGGGAGCAGCUACUGUGUGAAUCAUGAUUGUGAAUGGCAGAAGACUGUGGGUGUGAGGUUACGAAGGCUCCGUCUUGGUUUCAGUCUUUCAGACAGACCCAGGCGAAAUGGCUGGUCGUAAAGCUCAGCUGGAUUUUUCAGACUCUAAAUGUUCUUCAUGUGCAAGCCAUUCAUAUUAUAUCAUCCUGGGUCUGAUUCUUGUUUACUACGCUACACUCUCCAUGCAUUCUCAAGUAACUUCAGAGAGCUGCAAGCCAAACGAGACUUCUUCCAAAUACCAGCAUUGUGGACUUCACCCAGAUGGAGUCCGUGAUUUGGACUGUUUUACCAAAAAUACAUGGUCCAAAUUAAGAUGCAUGUGGAAACCUGGAAAACACGCAUCCAAAAAUACACAUACACUUGUAAUACAACAAAAAAAAAAACAAACCUAUUAUUGCAAAAUUUAUAAAAACAUCACAAAAUUUUCUGAAGACAUCGGGUUCUUUAAACGCCACAGUGUGACCAUUCAGAUUUUUGAAAACAGUGAGUCAAAAAACUGCACCCAGGCAGUUUUUCAAGGUUCACCGGAGAGCCUGCAGCGAUGUGACCCUCCAAAUUAUGUGAAAUUCACACGGCACUCUGGGAAACUGGACAUAAAUGUGAGAUGGGAUCAGAACGAUGUCAAGCAUAUCAUGUCUUACUCUGCCAGAUACAAAGCACUGGGAAGCCUUCAAUGGAAUGAGUCACCUGUAAUAUCCCAGAAUAAAACGAAAAGCAGAGUGGAGAAUCUGAACUCCUCAGUGGCCUACGUUUUACAGAUACACUGCAUCGCCAAUACUAAAUGUACACAGUGCCCAUGGAGUGAACCAUACACUGUGCUAUCAGAGCUGACAUCACAGCCUGUCAUCGUCAACUUUGAAGAAACCGACGUCCCCAAUGAAAAUGGUACUCGCCUUGUUUCAAUAACCUGGAAGGUUUCUGCCAGAGACCUGCAUGAUGGCUACAAUGUGACCAUUGGGAAAGAGUCAGGAGAGGCCCCAAUUGAGCAGAUCAACACCACUCAGCCCAGCAUCACACUGAUUCUCUCCUACUCAGCUUAUCGUGUGAGCAUCAGGUCUUUCAACAACGUCAGCAUCUCUCCAGCUGUGAGCCAAAUAAUACCCCUGCGUGAAGACAUGGACAGUAUGGGAGACGAUAAGCUCAACGUGACAGUCCACAAUAACAUAUCCUUCAAAAUCUACUGGACAGAUUCCCUUCGCAAAAAAUAUGUGUGCUAUUGUGCGGAGUGGAGGGAAGAGAAGACUAAAACAGCGUACAAGUCCUUUUACCUUAAAGGCAAAAACUACUAUACUUUCUCUCCUUUAAAAGAACCCUUGAAGCCUUACAAGAGAUACACCCUCAGUCUGCACGUGCGACCGAACAAGGACACCUGCAACAUGAAGCAUCUUAACAACAGCGAAAGAACGUUUGCAAGCACAACGUUUUAUUUCAUGGAAGGCAGUAAGGCAAACAAGCAGACACACAUACAUUACAAGCCACCAACAAAACACUCUGACCUCUUGAAAUUGCUUUCCCGUGUCAUUCUUAAAGCUCCUGUGAGUGGUCCCGCGAACAUCAGCAUUUACAAUUUGACACAGAAUUCAAUGGUGCUGCAGUGGUCAUCCAUCCCAGAAGAAGACACCAGAGGUUUCCUACUGGGUUACACAAUCCACUACAGUGAAUACCACCCGUGGGGAACAGAAUCUGAGAAGAAUAUUACAGUGGAUCCAAAUUUGAACAAGUACGAACUAAACGAUCUUACAAGCGGCACAACAUACCAAGUCGAGAUAUCAGGUUUUACCUCUAAAGGAACAGGAAAACGAAGUGCACCCAACUAUUUUAAAACGACUCAAGAAGGAAGUUUUAGAUUCACUAGUAUUAUUGUAGUCGCUGCAGUUGUGGCCACUGUGCUGAUAUUUGGACCACCAAUAAUAAAAAGAGCAAAAGUUGUCCUCUGGCCAAGCAUACCUAAUCCCGGAAAGAGCAAUACAAUGCAGAAAAUAGACAGGCCCUGUGAACUGGAACUCCUUGAGGCAAUCAAUACUCUGAAGGCUGAAGAAUGGGAAACAAAAAGUCUCCAGAUAAUUGAGAAAGAAGCUGUUGCCCCUGCCACGAUAUUGCCAGCAAUGCUACCGCUUCUUUGUGGCUUAGACAAACGGGGAGAUUCACCAGGAAUUACUUGUAACUGGAUCCAAACAGAGACAGAUGAUGCAACUGGCGAGAUAUCUCCUAACAAUACUACAGACACAUUGUUGGAAACCCAGCAGACAGACCUACAAAGUUUUCCUUUUCCCUUUCCAAGUGGCUAUACCACGAUGGAAAUGUUUCAGCAGGUAAUGCCACAGAGCAUCACUGCCAUUACUCAAGACAUGGAAAGUGACCCAGAGGACACAGACCUGACUGUAUUCAACCCUAAGCCAGGACUGGAAUAUGUAAGACAAUUUAGCACCAGUCCAGCCUCGGACAGCGACCACUUGUCCACGAUUUUGUGAUAAAGGUCAAACUGCGGAGCAUAAAGAGGAAAAAUCACUACGUGAACAAGUUAGUCUAAAAGGCUAGUAGUAAGAGCUGCUGCCCCUGACUGUUUCUGCUGUGGCUUAUGAAGAACAACAAUUCAGAUUACCAACAACAUGGAUUCAUUAGGCUAAUAAAAUCAGCAGAAUUACCAAGACAGUGUUUAUAUCACAUUUAUGUAAAAAACUUAACCAAAAGAAUGGCAUACCAAUUGUUAGAAUUGGAGUAAAAAGACAAAACAUCCUCCCAAAAAGUGCACUUAACCAUUACCACAGUACGUCUCUGAAUACUCUGUCUGAAACUGCUUUGUGCAUAGUUGGUCUGUGAACAUACAGUAUUAUCCUGUCAUAAUAAAAUUGAUGAGAUCUGGAAAGGGUUCUGAGGCCUGCAGAAUUUAAACUUAGAAUAACUUUUGUAUCUUUGCUGAAGUUGUGCUAAAUAUUUAUUAUAAAUAAUAUAACACAUUUAAAUGAUAUGAUAAGAACACUGCAUUGAAAACAAGUAUAUCACCAGGUGGAGUUUCCCCUUUAAAAUUUAGUAAAGUACCUAAAAAAGCUCAAAGGUGUUUUGGAUACUGCAAACACAACAAGCACCUAAUUCUGAUCCCUACUGUAAAUGAGUAAAUAAAUGACUGCAAAUGACAACUAAAAAAAAAUAUGUGAAAUAUUGGCGCAUAUAUCAGAAUAUUGGAUUUGUAAAUCACCAAAUAUCAGUAUUUGUCUUAUGUUGUAGUUAUGACAUAUAUACAUACAUAUACAUAUAUAUUUUGACACUGUACUACUACUACCAGCCUCAGUAGUUGGAGAAGACAACUCCCUUUGCAGGUGCUGAUAACACCAAGGACACAAAACAGCAUAUCCAUUGUUCCAGUAGGUUUCAUAGUGAACCUCGUGAUGUGUGGUAUGAUCGGUAUUUGACUUCCUCCCUCUUCCUUGGAAUGCAUAAAGGAGUGGGAGCACCACCAUUGUGUUUCAGAGCUUUCAUGACUGUAGAACUGUAAUGUUUGAUGUGUGUUUGCUCUCCUGCGUGCAGUAAUUAAAAUAGCUUGGCCACAGCUGA